UGUAUUUUGACAGAAAGAUAAACUUUUUUACCACGUAGAGGCAAUUUUCGAUUAUUUUAUCAUUAAUUUUCUUCCAUUUUACACAUUAAUUUGAAAAUAAGGAAUAAUGAGAUACCACAUUCAAUAUCUCCUAAUAGUUGCCUUAAUUUCUCUGGCAUCGGCUAGAAUAGAUCCAAAAAAUUUGAAGUGUCUAGUAUGUCGGACGACCUUCGAGGAGUUAAAUGCUGUGAUAAAAAACGUGGAAAAAUGGAAAAAAGUAGAUGUGGGCAACUUCCGUAUGGACGCCAGCGGGAACACGCAACAACAGAAGCUGCCGGCUCACCGCUCAGCCGUCUACAUCUCAGAGGUCAUUGACGGAAUUUGCAAGAAAAUGGACGAAUACGUUCGCGUUUACUACAAGGCGACCGGCAAACUUGCCAUCAUGCAGCUGGUGAUGCCAGACGGGAAGAUGAACGCCGAUUUCUCCAAGACCAAGUUCGUGACUGACGAUGAUCUGAACAAGAGCUUGGAGUAUUAUUGUGAGAGGAUGUUUGAGGAGAAUGAAGAUGAGAUCACAGAUCUCUACAAGAACAGGCCAGAAGAUGAUGUCAUGCCGGACGCAGAGAGGGAGAUAUGUUUCAAACACGCCCAAUAUUGUGAAGAUUGGAUGUUACCCACUGAUGAGGACACCACUUGGACUCGGGAGAUGGAAGAGGAGUAUGUCAAAAUCCACGGGCCGGACCCGUACGGCUUCGGAGGGUUCGCUCCCCCCACGCCCGACCUCGGAGACAUUGCUGAUGAUGAGGAGGAAUUGCCGGCCGAGGAAGAGAGGGAAGAGUUGUAAUUGUAUUUAAUUUGUUAUAUUAAUUUAUUGAUUUUUAAUCUGUACUAGGGUGGAGCGGCAAUUUGAAUUAUAUAUACAUACAUACAUAAAAUCACGCCUCUUUCCCGGAGUGGUAGGCAGAGACUACCUCUUCCACUUGCCACGAUCUCUGCAUAUUUCCUUCGCUUCAUCCACAUUCAUAACUCUCUUCAUGCAAGCUCGGCGGUUUCGGGUACUUUUGACCUGACCCUUUACCUGUAUAUAUAUUAUUUAAUUAUAUUUAUGAAUUAUAUAUUUAUUUUAUUCCAAAAUUUUUUUAUAAAAAGUGCUAAAUUAAGUUUGUUUGUAAUAUAGAUUCAUAUAUGUAUACUGUUACAAUUAUUUUUGACCAGAAUAUAAUAGACUAGAAUUGGUAGACUGUUAGAUAGGUAAUGCUAUUAGCUUUAAGUCCGCCUCUUGUACUUUACAAAUUGUAAUUGUUGCAAUAAAAAAUAAAUAAAUAUGUUAUUAAUAAAUAUAUUUUAAAAUUAAAUAAUUCAGGAUAUUCUUUGUGUAUACAAUUCUUCAUACGUAUGUUAAUAACUUGAGUAUUAAAGUUUUGAGGUAGAUCCAUUUUAUAUUCGAACAUUUUUAAGAUUAACAUCCAAAUAUUUUGCUCAUUUAAAAAAAAUAAUUAUGAAUUGUCGCUCCACCCUAAUAAUAUAAAUGACAAUAAAUACAAUAUACACGCGUUCACGUCUUAAUUCCUAGCGCGGUAUAGACAGAGACUUUUGACAAAUUUAAAUAUUGUUUUAUGAAAACUGUUUUCUUUUUAGUUUUCUUUUCAACAAUUUUUCGUUAUAUUUAUGUGUUUUUAAGAAAUAAAAGCCAUAAUUGUAUGUAUAACCCUAGUGCCCAAAAUGCGUGAACUUUUCCAGAAAAGAAAUGUGAUAAUAAGCAGUGUUCGGUAAUGUGUUAUUAUUUCACUUAAAAAGUGUAAUUGUAGGGCUUCCUUUAUUUAUAAUAUAAUGGUCAAUAAAUUAACGUCGGUGCGAAGGUUCUUUUAAAAAGUUUAAAUUAAAUUUUUUUACUUGUAAAUUAUUAUUCACAUACAUACAGGUAGGCAGAGACCACAUGUUUCCACUUACCACGGACCCUGCAUACUUCUUUCGCUUCAUCCACAUUCAUAACUCUUUUCAUGCAAACUCGUCGGUUUCGGGCACUCUUGGCCUGACCUUUUGAUGGUAUUAUUUAUAAAAGUACGCUUUAUUUGAUUAAAUUAAAAAUACAAUGGUUGUCACAAUCUUUAGCUGCGAUAAACUGCAAAAAUAUAUAAAAAUUUACAGUGUUAAAUAUUGUUAGUUUGAAAAUGAGAGAAUUUGCAAUUGGUAAAUAGUGUUGCUUUUAUGUUGCGCAAUAGCAUCAAUAGAUGGCGCUAUAACUAAUACAUUAAAGUUUUAGCGCCAUCUGUUGGCGAAAAAGAUUCAUAGCAAUGACGCACCUUUUUUUGAGUUAUUUUUCUGAUGAUUUCCCAAUGUUGAAUGCAGUCUGUCACAUUGGAUGGCUGAUUGUACUAGCGACCUGCCCCUGGCUUCGCACGGGUAGCAUUUAUAUAUAUGUAUAAACCUUCCUCAGAAAAUCCUCUCUCCAACAGUUCAAGCGGGAACAAAAUCCGUCCACAACUUACCGAGAUUAGCGCAUACAUACAGACAUUGAAAAUGUGGACUUUGUAAUAUGCAGUGUAUUGUAAUAAUGUAUGAAGUUAUGUUUAAAUCGCAUUGUAUGUUGCAUUAUUAGACUUUGCAAAAUGGCUGACUCUUUACCUUGCAAAAUGGCUGACUCGACAAUUUUCAUUCUGCGUGGUUUGCAAAUUUCUCCAAAGGCGAGAUACUUUGUUUAAGUUAUCCAUUAUAUUGUUUUAGUACGCUAGUGCGUUGUGAGUGAAAUGUCUUACAGGAAUUAUAAUGGUUGUUGAAUAAAAUGUUUUGUUUAUAA
Amyelois transitella is the source of this 2776-nucleotide messenger RNA. It is a transcript of the gene sel, whose product is annotated as protein seele. Gene Ontology annotation, cellular component: endoplasmic reticulum. The coding region runs from base 107 to 823 and encodes 238 amino acids. The transcript has 7 exons. The record is from RefSeq and is a predicted model, not a curated record. NCBI's taxonomy places the organism in Eukaryota, Metazoa, Arthropoda, Insecta, Lepidoptera, Pyralidae.